Molecule: messenger RNA, 975 nt
Organism: Tricharina praecox
Lineage: Eukaryota; Fungi; Ascomycota; Pezizomycetes; Pezizales; Pyronemataceae
Product: ubiquitin-conjugating enzyme/RWD-like protein
Exons: 2
Coding region: 238-897 (219 amino acids)
Molecular function (GO): protein binding
Source: RefSeq, a predicted model, not a curated record
AUACAGAAAGCGGAGUCGAACAUCGAGUUCGAAUCCACCACGCACUUACUACUUUAUCCGCCCCGCCACCCCACCGACGUCGCAGUAUCAUAACUUCGACACCCUUUGACCUACGACUGCUUACUUACAUAACAUAAAGCUCGGUACUCGCUCAGCUCAAAUCUCUAUACCCCAACCUCCUCCGUCCCUAAUCACCUCUUGCCCCUACACACACCACACACACACACAGCAACAACCAUGGCCACCCGUCGCCGCAUCAUGAAAGAGCUCGACGACAUGUCCAAAGACCGCGGCAGCGGAAUGCAAGCGGAGCUGGUGGACAGCAACAACAUGAUGCACCUGCGAGGGUGGUUCGCCGGACCUCCGGACUCGCCUUACAGCGGCGGUACAUUCCACAUCGACAUCCAGCUACCCGAGAACUACCCUUUUGUCCCGCCCAAGAUGAAGUUCGAGACUCGAGUGUGGCAUCCGAACAUUUCCUCGCAGACGGGUGCGAUUUGUCUGGACACUCUAUCGCAAAAGUGGUCGCCGGUUUUAAACAUCAAGACGGCGCUGCUGUCGUUACAAUCCCUCCUAGCAACGCCCGAGCCGAACGAUCCGCAGGACGCUGAGGUGGCACGGAUGAUGCUGGAUAAUCCUGUACAAUUCGAGGCGAAGGCGCGGGAGUGGGCGAAGCGGUAUGCCGGUGCCGGUGGGGAUGUGGUGGACGAGGCCGAGAAGAACAGGCGUGAGCUAGACGGAUUCAGCGAGGAGCUUGUGGCGAAUUUCACGGGAAUGGGGUUUUCGACGGGAUCGGUGGUUAAUGCGCUGAGGGCGGUAGGCGUUAAGAGGAGCGUCGCCAGUCUGGGGGAGGAACAGGCGGGGAGAGUCGUGGAUAGACUGGUUUCUGGGUUGUGAAUGAGUGGGGCUGACGUUGCUUAUUUGAAUUUGCGCUGGAAGCGUACGAUGGUUUAGAGGGGCCAUGAUUGAUGAUCA